Messenger RNA from Triticum dicoccoides, 1012 nucleotides. RefSeq lists its product as uncharacterized. The transcript has 2 exons. Bases 26 to 409 code for a protein of 127 amino acids. NCBI's taxonomy places the organism in Eukaryota, Viridiplantae, Streptophyta, Magnoliopsida, Poales, Poaceae. The record is from RefSeq and is a predicted model, not a curated record.
GCCGCCACUCCUCUUAUUUUCAGCGAUGAACCAACCAACCAGCCUCCUCCCCUCGAUCUACGAGAUCCACAGCUCCUCCGGCCCUGCAGCAACCUCGCCGGAGCACCGAAUCAGGAUGCUCCCGCGCCAUGGCAUCAUAUGGAGCUCUGGAGCCGCCAUGGCCGACACCUCCCAGGGUGCUCUUUGCAGCCUUCCGUCCAUUCUGUCUCGUGCCAGACCUCGCCAGACCACUUCAUCCAUGGCGCCGCCCUCGCCUCAUCUCGAUCCGGCGGAUCCGAACGCCAAGUCCCUGCCCUCCAGGAGCUCCUGCCGCGUCGCGUCGCCGCCAUUGCCUGUUAUCGCACCGCCGGCCACUUGUUCUACUCUACUCGGGAUCGAGCAAGUCCAGUCGCCCGCCUCCUCUGCUUAGCGCGUUGACUGCGCCGCUGUUGGCCUCGUCCUGGACCUCCUCUGCAUUGACCCAAAUCAGGCGCCCGUAUUGACCCCGCCUUCGGCCAUGAAUCCGAUGAGGACCGGCUGCCCCUCGCCCAGAACUGGCUGCCUAGCUCGCCUGGUGUCGUCCCGCUGUGCAGUGCCCGCUGCUGAGUCCCUGCACCACCGCUCUUGGUCUACCUCGCGACCCCCUGCUAGUGCUCCUGCCUCCUCUUCGCCUUCGUCUUUGACAUCUCGGUCGGAUCCGCCGCUGCAGCUGUUACCUGCUUCCCACCGAUCCUCACUCCUGCUGCCAUGCGACCAUGGCACCACUAGAGGAGUGCUGCCUCCUCUGCUCCUCGAGUGAGCGCUGCCGCCUCGCAUUGACCAAACCGCACCAAGCCAUGCACGCAUCAGUUGCGUGGGCUUCAUCACCCAGCCAGCUCCUGCACCGAACGGGCCAAGGCCCACUAGGUGAAGCCACACCCCCAGCGCCUCCUUUUUUCCUUUCUCUGUACUGUUUGGGCCAGCCAGUUUCGGCCCGUGAUGGUUUUUUUAGAUCUGCGAUUUUAGCAAUUAUCUAGAGAGCGCCAGUUUUACA